AAGUGUAAUGGCGAAGGCAGCGAGUAGUAGCCGUCAAAGAGCUACCGUAACGGCAGCGACCCCACAGGAUACGCAGCCGACGACGCGACGCACGGAAACUGCAGCGUCCCAGAAGCUAUCGGAGGUGGAGAAGAGUCUCUCGACGACCACUCGCCUCCAGAGCGAGCUCAGGAUUCGCGGCAUCAUCGUGGGCGUCAACCUGGUCGUGGUGCUGCUGUCGCUGGUCGCGCUGUGGUGCGCCGCGUACACGCACUGGGUGCUGCCCUCUUCGGAGCGAGGCGACCUGCUCACCAGCCUGAUGCACAAGUCCUUCCUCUUCACCUUCUUCAUGCACCUCGACGUGUUCGUGGCGGUCGUCAGCGUGUCGCUGUCUGCAGUCGCCGCCUGCGGCCUGGUCGGCGCGCUUCGCGAGAACAUCGCCGUGCUCGAGGCCUACCAGAGCCUGCUGGCCGUCAUAAUCCUGGUCAACAGCAUCACGGCCAUCGCGGCCGCGCUGGGACCGCAGUCGGCGCGCGACAAGCUCAAGGAGAGCGCGUACGUCGAGUUCGUCCAGGGCUACCGGCAGUCCGAGUACUUCCAGCACCUGAUCGACACGCUCCAGAGGUCCAUGCGCUGCUGCGGCUUCUCUCGGGACACGUUCCGCGACUGGGACCGCAACGAGUACUUCCACUGCGCCAUGGGCAAUCCGAGCCGCGAGCGUUGCUCGGUGCCCUUCUCUUGCUGCCGGCUUCGCGUGCUGGACGUGAACGACUCGUCCAACCUGCCGGUGCUGGCGAGGCGCUUCUGCGGCCACGGCGUGCUGCUCAUGGACGACCAAGAGGCCUGGCAGCGCGUCUACACGCGCAGCUGCGCCGACGCCGCGCUGACGUACGUCAUGGACAACCUCGUGACGUUCGUCGGCGCCGGCAUGACGCUCAACAUGUUCCUGCUGUUCAUGCUCAUCACGUCCGUGGUGCUGCAGGACCAGAUUCAGACGAUAUCGGCCAUCUCCGAGGCGUACUACGAAACGCUGAACGAAGGCCAGGAGGCCAUGCAGGAAGCCGGCCUCAUCAAGCUCCCCGAAAAGCCGCGGAACAAGCCAGCCGACAAAAGCCCCGACAAGGCAAACGACAAGGUGGCCCAAUAGCAGAGGAGGACGGUGGGACGCUCUUGUGUUGGGCCGGCCCUACAUGAUGAACAAUUACACAAGACAUAUGCCGUUGUUUUCCUUUCUUAUUUUGUUCGUGACUUAUUCGGCCCUAGCCUCCACUAUUUUGCUGGAUUUAGCAGUUAUACGGAUUCUUUCGUUUAGAGAAUGACACUGCUGUUCAGAACUGUAUGGUACUCUGCGUAAUUUCCCGUGAAGAACUAUGUCAUUUUUUACUGUGUUCACUUAUACUGUUUUGAAAUGGUUAGUGUGUCACUCUUUGUCUUACUCUAUAGUGACACCCAUGAACGCUUAUUUCGGAUCGCAAUGCGUUGCCGUUGUUCAUCCUGGGAAAGAGGCUGUUCAUUAAAGCUGGAUAUGUUUGCCUGGCUGCA
Dermacentor albipictus is the source of this 1521-nucleotide messenger RNA. RefSeq names its product tetraspanin-33-like. Gene Ontology annotation, cellular component: plasma membrane. The record is from RefSeq and is a predicted model, not a curated record. Lineage: Eukaryota; Metazoa; Arthropoda; Arachnida; Ixodida; Ixodidae.